AUUAAUAUUUUAUCUGUUCACAGAACGGCUGACCCGAGAAUGAAACGCAAUGAGUCGGUAAGGAGCUUGCAACAGUUCCGCGGCGGCCGGCACGAGAAGCCCGGCGUCGCGCUCGGCUGGCGACAGAACUCGCUCACUAUCAGCGCAUUCGCUCAGCACUCCGCUUAUUUAGCUGAAAAAGCGCGAAGCAAAGAAGCUGAAGAUCAACAAGAACAACCAGCGCCUGUUUCGUGGUUCCAUCUAUUCAGGUACGCAACACCAUGGGAACUUCUAUUGCUGUUCGCGGGCGUGUUCCUGGCGACCAUGAACGGCUUGAUGGUGCCAAUAGGUGUCAUUAUUUAUGGCGAAUUCACCGCGCUGCUCAUCGACCGUACCGUCAUGGUCGGCACCUCUAACCCCACCAUCACCAUAUCUAUGUUUGGAGGCGGUAGAAUACUAACGAAUGCCAGUGCUGAAGAGAACCGUAUAGCUUUGAUAGAGGACUCGCAGGCGUUCGGUAUAGGCUGCACAGUUUUCUCUGUGCUUCAGUUCAUCUUUGGAGCUGUCAGUGUAGACCUAUUUAAUUAUGCGGCUAGUAGACAGAUUGAUAGAGUAAAGGAGAGAUUUCUGAAGGCGGUACUUCGUCAAGACAUCACCUGGUACGAUCUCAAUACAACAAUGAACUUCGCAACAAAAGUAUCUGAUGACGUGGAGAAAUACCGCGAGGGUAUUGGGGAGAAGGUGGCGAUGUUCGUGUACCUGGUGAUGUCCUUCGUCACAGCCGUCAUCAUCUCCCUUGUGUACGGCUGGGAGCUCACGCUUGUCAUACUGUCCUGCGCACCUGUCAUUAUAGCUACUACUGCCGUCGUUGCAAAGGUUCAAUCAUCGCUGACAACACAAGAACUGAAAGCGUACAGUAUAGCAGGUGUUGUGGCUGAAGAAGUGUUAUCGUCAAUACGAACAGUGGUCGCUUUCGGCGGUGAAGAAAAGGAGAUAGAAAGGUAUUCAGAACGUUUGGAUCCAGCUAAGAAGACGGGUACUAGGAAGGGCGUGUACUCCGGCAUGGGCAGCGGCUUUAUGUGGCUCAUUAUUUACAUGACUUACGCCCUCUCGUUCUGGUACGGCGUCGGCCUCAUUCUUGAGAGCAGGCACGAAGAGAUACCUAUCUAUACACCUGCGGUGUUGAUGAUCAUCUUCUUCAGCGUGCUGCAAGGUGCUCAGAACGUAGGUUUAACGUCACCUCACAUUGAGGCGAUGGCGAGCGCCCGCGCCUCCGCCAGUGCCAUAUUCCGGGUCAUUGACCGCAAACCAGUCAUCGACAGUCUGUCAACUGAGGGCAGUAAGCCAGAACUAGACGGGGAUUUGGAGCUCAAAGAUGUAUACUUCAGAUAUCCUGCAAGACCCGAUGUUCAGGUGCUGAAUGGUCUAUCUCUCAAGAUCAACCGCAACGAGACGGUGGCGCUGGUGGGUGCGAGUGGCUGUGGCAAGUCCACAGUACUGCAGUUACUGCAGCGAAUGUACGACCCGGAAGAGGGCAGUGUGCGCGCCUCGGGGCAUGACGUCAGAGAACUCAACGUGCGACAUCUCAGGAACCAUAUAGCGGUGGUCGGCCAAGAACCUGUGCUAUUUGCCGGCUCUAUUAAAGAGAAUAUUAGAUUAAGUAAUCCGUCGUGUACAGACGAAGAAAUAAUUGUUGCAGCGAAACAAGCUUAUUGUCAUCACUUCAUAAAGAACUUACCUGAGGGCUACGAUACGAUGAUAGGCGAGAGAGGCGCACAAUUAUCUGGCGGUCAGAAACAACGCAUAGCUAUCGCUCGUGCUCUCGUCCGACGGCCGAAAAUCUUAUUGUUGGAUGAAGCGACUUCAGCACUGGACUCCCACAGCGAGGCUAAAGUACAGCGAGCGCUCGACGCCGCGGCGCAUGGCCGCACCACUGUUAUGGUUAGCCACAGGUUAGCGACAGUACUCAACGCGACUCGCAUAGUAUUCAUUGAAAAGGGCGAGGUGGUAGAGCAAGGCACCCACGAGGAGCUGCUCGGUCUGCGAGGCCGGUACUACCAGUUGGUGCUCGAAAACGAGCCCAGCAUCGCGCCCGGCGCUGACCAGGAUAAGCAUAAACAGGCAAAAAUCAGGCGACCGAUGUUACAAAAAUUAGCAUCAGUUGACUCUAUACAAAGUACUACAGCUUCAGAAGAGGAUUCCUGUUCUGAAGACAGCGUGGUGCUUGACGAGAAAGAGGAUGAGGAAUUCAAGCCCACGACUUGGCAAAUAUUGAAGUUAUGUGAACCAGAGAAAUGGCUGAUGGUAGCUGGGGUUAUAGCGGCGGUCACAGUUGGCUCCUCAUUUCCAUGCUUCGCAAUAUUGUUCGGUGAAACUUAUGGUUUGCUCGAGAACCCGGACGAGGAUUACGUACGAGGCGGGACGAAUUUAAUCGCGGUGCUAUUCUUGGUGGUUGGCGUGUUCACAGGCAUCGGCAUAUUCUUUCAGAUCUUCAUCUUUAACUUGACGGGUGUCAGGUUGACAGCUAGGUUGAGGGUGGCUGCGUUCAGAGCGAUGUUGAAGCAAGAGAUGGGCUGGUUUGACCAACCUGUGAACGGCAUCGGCGCGUUGUGCUCGCGGUUAGCAGCCGACGCAGCCGCGGUGCAGGGAGCAACAGGAACUAGAAUCGGGGCAUUAAUGCAAGCAUCAGCAACGAUUAUAAUUGGCAUCAUGCUGUCGUUGUACUACACGUGGCAGAUGACGCUAGUGUCUCUGGUGUCUGUGCCGAUGGUCAUCGCGGCUGUCGUGCUCGAAGGACGUGUCUUAGCCGAGGGUAUUACAACAUCCAGAGAGGCAUCGAAUAAAGCCAAUACUAUCGCCACUGAAGCUAUAUCGAAUAUACGGACGAUAUCUGCGUUUUGCGGUGAGGAAGGCGUCAUAAACCGAUACAAGGAAGCAGGUCGGGUGGCGUCUGGUCGGGAGCGGCGCAGUAUGAGAUGGCGAGGCUCGGUCUUCUCGUUCGGUCAGACCGCGCCGGUGGCGGGCUACGCGCUGUCGCUCUGGUACGGCGGCGUGCUGGUCGCCAAUAAGGAAGUGCACUACAAGUCUGUUAUCAAAGUAUCAGAGGCGUUAAUUUUCGGUGCGUGGAUGAUGGGCCAGGCGCUCGCGUUCGCGCCUAACUUCGGCGCGGCCAUGUUGGCGGCGGGGCGCGUCAUGACGCUGUUGGCUAGACAGUCUCGCGUCUGCAGUCCCACACUCGCCACCGUGCCUGAUGACUUUGUAGCGGCUGGUAAGAUUCAGUACAAAGGUGUAAAGUUCCGGUACCCGACACGUCGUGAAGUGGAGGUGCUGCGCGGGUUGUCGCUGACCAUACCCAGCGGGAAGCGCAUCGCGCUGGUGGGGCCCAGCGGCUGCGGCAAGUCCACGCUUAUACAGCUACUGCAGCGGCUCUACGACCCAGACGAAGGCUAUGUAUACAUGGACGACAACAGUAUAGCAGGCGACAUGAAUUUACCAACGCUACGUAAGAACCUGGGCAUAGUAUCACAAGAGCCGGUUCUGUUCGACCGCACCAUAGCAGAGAACAUCGCGUACGGUGAUAACACGCGGGUUGUGGCUAUGGACGAGAUUGUCAAAGCAGCGAAAGAAGCGAACGUCCACUCGUUUGUAGCUGCAUUGCCAACUGGAUAUGAAACUCGUAUCGGCGCGCGCGCAUCUCAAUUGUCCGGUGGACAGAAGCAGCGGAUAGCAAUAGCGCGCGCUCUCGUGCGCAACCCGCGAGUGUUGCUAUUAGACGAAGCAACUUCAGCACUUGAUACACACAGCGAAAAGGUAGUACAAGAAGCACUAGACCGUGCUAGUGAGGGGCGCACCUGUCUUAUAAUAGCCCAUAGACUAGCGACCAUAAAGAACGCGGACUUAAUCUGUGUCAUAGACAAGGGCGUGGUUGCAGAAAUGGGCAAUCACGCAGAACUAAUGGCGCGGAAAGGAAUCUACGCUCGGCUGUACGAACUGCAGUGCGGGUUCAUUGAAGAGGUGGACGAGACCGGAGAGAGUGGUGCUGCUUAGUUUAUUAAGAUCAAAAGUAUUAUUUCAGUCAUUUACCUACAGUGCCAUCCAAACUCUAUGGCAGUUCGGAUUAUCACACCCACAAUUUUACUCUAGAGCUCCAUAUUGACUUUAUAUUAGUACAAAUUAACAUCCCUUUCAUUGUCAGUGA
Papilio machaon (common yellow swallowtail) is the source of this 4177-nucleotide messenger RNA. RefSeq names its product multidrug resistance protein homolog 49 (gene Mdr49). Gene Ontology annotation, biological process: transmembrane transport. The transcript is spliced from 23 exons. NCBI's taxonomy places the organism in Eukaryota, Metazoa, Arthropoda, Insecta, Lepidoptera, Papilionidae. The coding region runs from base 40 to 4026 and encodes 1328 amino acids. Gene Ontology annotation, cellular component: membrane. The record is from RefSeq and is a predicted model, not a curated record. Gene Ontology annotation, molecular function: ATP binding; ABC-type transporter activity; ATP hydrolysis activity.